AUGAUUUCAAGUCAGUUUAGAGGAACAACUUUCACGGGGCCGGCGUCUCGGGGCGGCCGCGCCGAGGGGGCGGACGUGACUUGCAUGCGAGCGGGACCUGGGCGCGCGGCGCUCGCGAGGAGGCGGCGGCGGCCGCCCGAGCUCUCGCCGCUGCCACUGCCGCUACCGCCGGCUCUCCUCCUCCGCCCGGGCCUCCUCCUGCUCCGCCCCGGCCUCCUCCCGCUCCGCCCCGGCCUGCGCCGCCGCCCUGGGGCCCUCAGCCCCGGCUCCCAGGGAAUUAGCCCCCCGCACCGGGCGUCCAGCACAAAGGCCGGCGGCACCUGGGGCCGUACAGCGGGGCGCGCAGUGGAGACCUGGGCUGCCCUCACGCCGUGCAGUGGCGCGGGGGGAGUGGUGCGCCCGGACGAGCGCGGAGUAGGGGCCAGGGCUGGCGAGCGCGGGGAAGGGUGCAGCCCUCGGGAACCCCGGGGACCUCGGCGGGUCUCCACCCCUGGGAGAAGACGCAGAGCAAGCGCGAAGGUUGGGGGCGAGGUGGGAGGUUGGGAUGGCACGGGUGCCUGGACAAGGACGUGACAUCUAAGAUUUCCCUUUGAAACUUUUUGCUGGUCUGCACUCCACCACUUCGAGGUCCCGCGCACACGCCCCCGCGCGCACCCACCUCCUCCGGAGUGUACCCGCACGUGCCCUCGCUCUGGCCCCCGCCUCCACCCACUGGCACCUCUCCCCGCACCACACCUCCGCUUGCGCCCACCUUACCCUCAGAGGCCCGCGUCUCUAUCUCCCUUUAGAUCCCCUUGCCCGCGCUCUCUUUUCACUUUUCCGUCGCUUUAAUCUCAUUCAGCAGAAGCGCUCCCCUGUUUCACCGAGGGCAUGCCCUUAGUGCUUUAGGGGCCUGUAUUUUUAAAGACCCGACAAACUGGGAAAUUGACCGAGUUCUGUUUCUCCCCGCCCCGGCCCACCUUCUGUUUACUUUAGCCACGUGGGCUGAGUAGAAGGGGGCGUCUCACAGAUUGAAGAUGGGUUUCUCACUAGUGACCCCCUACUUCUCGCUAGGAGGAAAUAAACCUGCACUUUCAAAUGCUUAAGUUGCCUCUCGUAAGAGCCUCUACUUUGAAGUAGUUUCCCCCCGUACAAUUAAGUAAUGAAGAAACCGACCGAUACAGAGCUAAUUCCGAAUGACGGAUGCUUGAUUUUCCCUGACAUUCGGAGCUCUGUAACUAUGCUCUUCCUUUGACCGGAGUUUUUCUCUAUUGCCGAGUAGUGUCACUUCCCCUUCUAAUGCUCCUUUUUCUAAUCAUCAACUUUUUAUUUGAAGAUGAGAUGAAGAACAAAGCCCAUAUGGGUCAUAGUCAAAAAAUUGAGGAAGACAUAAUUAGCAGCUGAAGAAUGACUCAGAUCAUCAGUAGUGAAUAAGAAUGAUUAGGGGGAAAUAGAGACAGUUUAAUCAGUGUGUGACCAAAAUCAAACAGAGUAAACUGUGUCAUCAUGGAGAUCUGCCCAGGAAAUCCCCAAAAUACAGAAGGAUCAGAAGUAGAUGGAAAUACUGUCAUAGAACGUCUCUCACAAGUGUGUUAUAAGAAUGACAGGGAAGCUACAGGUUACAACAGAUUUGUGAACUCAGCCAAGCACAGUGGUGGCAGGGCCUAGCUGCUACAAAGAAGACAUGUUUUAGACAAAUACUCAUGUGUAUGGGCAAAAAACUCGAGGA
Molecule: messenger RNA, 1708 nt
Organism: Pan troglodytes (chimpanzee)
Lineage: Eukaryota; Metazoa; Chordata; Mammalia; Primates; Hominidae
Exons: 4
Coding region: 1-573 (190 amino acids)
Source: RefSeq, a predicted model, not a curated record